UUAAUUAUGUUUCAAAAAUGUGUAAAGCAUAUCGACAUAAUUAUUCCAUAUCAGUCAACUUGUGGCGGGAUCGUAAUAAAGAUCUCCGAAUUAUUUGUGUAAAUAAAUGUUGAUUUUGGCAGAUUAGAAAAGUAAAACACACAAAGCACAAAGAGAGGAUACUAACCCGAAAACUCUAUUUCUAGUUUUAGAGAACGGAUACAAAAUUAUGUUGAUCUUUGUAUAUUACCUCGUGUUUCUCGUUUUAUACCCAGAUUUUGGUCAAUCAAGACAUCUCGAACGGAAGGAAGAAAAACAUUCGCUUCACCAUAGCAUGGGCAAGGCGGAACUAAAAAGAUAUUUUGGGACAACUUUUUUGGACGAAGUUCCAGAAUACGAGAUCACUCAUCCCAUCCUGUCCAAUGAGAAUGGCGAUAUCCAAUCAGACGAGAUUGCAAGACUACAGGCUGAUUCCAACAUUAGACAACGAAGGAAAACACCCGAAGAGACCACUGCCCCAAGAUAUUAUAAAUUAAAAGCGUUCGGCAAAGAUCUUAAGCUGAAGCUGAGAAGAAGUAAGGUUUUGGGUCCACGAUUUGUUGUGGAAGACAGACACAAGAACGAUAUUAAAAGAAUUAGCACUUCAGAGAUGAAUGAGCAUUUUAUUGGCAAUGUUAUUUCCCAUCCUGGAUCACAUGUAUCCCUUAGUGCUGGAAACGGAUUGACAGGAAUGAUAAAACUACCCGAGGAAACAUUUCAUUUGCAACCUCUCACCGAAAAUCUUUCUCAAAGAUUCAAACGCUCUGCUUCGCCCUAUCCACAUAUUUUAGUAAGGGCAAACAAUAAUGAGAAGGCUCUACCAUGUGAUGUCGAAGAUGAUCUUGGUGAUGGGACUGUGGAACAUCGUUCAACAAUUAUUGAUCCACCAAAACUUAAUAAUUCUCACAAAUACCUACAAACAAUUUACGUCGUUGAUCAUCAUCUUAGAGAAGCAUAUGGGCAGUCUACAUUGGAGAAACUACUUCCUACACUUGCUAAUAUGGUCGCAGGACUUUAUAGGGACCACAGUUUUGGUAAAAUAAAAUUGAACUACAUAUUGAACAAGAUUAUUUUCCUGAAUCGAAGCGAGUUAUCGUACCCCAAGAAUGCAACAACUUCCACCAAGCUGAGUCAUAUUCAAAAAUGGGCAGCUGAAAACAAUGCGGAAUAUGAUGAAGAUCCUGAUCAUUUUGACACCGUAACACUUUUGUCGAGGGGUGAGUUAAAAGGCCGAGGUGUACUAGGAUCUAUUUGUACAAGUCGCUCCACUGCGAACGUCGUUAACCUGGGUGGUCUCAAUUCUGCUUCAACAAUUGCACACGAAGUAUUUCACAAUAUUGGUUAUUACCAUGAUGGUUCAGAGAAAUGCCCAAACCAUAAAUACAUUAUGUCGACAGUAGUCUCGUCUGGACCAGCUUCAUAUACCUGGUCAGCAUGUUCUAGGGAUUAUGUGCAGAGCUUUUUGAGUUCCGAAGCAUCACUCUGUUUGGAUGACCCUCCAUUUCCAGGAAUUCAAAGACCAACAGAGCCAUCUGCAGUAGUAAUUCAGUCGUCUAUGCGACUCCCGGGUGUAGUAUACGAUGCUAACAAGCAGUGUGAAUAUGUAUAUUCUUCACUUUAUAAGAACUGUCCAACGAAACAGAACCAAUGUGAGUCCUUGUUCUGUACAGCUGAUAAUAAAGUUUGCCAUACUAAUUAUGCUCCGCCAUUGGAAGGAACUCGGUGUGGUGUGCGACAUUGGUGUAUCAGAGGUGAAUGUGUUGAUGAUGGUUCCAUAUUUGUUGAUGGAAAGUGGGGAGCUUGGUCAAAUUACAGUGAUUGUACAAAAGAUUGUGAUAUUGGUGUAGCACACCAAACAAGGGAGUGUAAUAAUCCAAGUCCUCAGAACGGUGGACAAAAUUGCGAAGGAAAUGUCCGUGGUAACCACAAGACAUGCAACACACAGGAGUGCCCAGAAGACGAAGUUUCAUUCCGUCAAAAGCAAUGUUCAGCGAAAGGAAAAUACUCAGAAUAUAUCGUUCGUAGUGAUCCUUGUUCAUUGGUGUGCAGAACAGGCUCAAGUAUUUAUUGGAUGGGCACAACAAUAGAUGGAACAAAAUGUUCUAACCAGAAGGGAAACCUAGAUGUUUGUAUUGAAGGUCAUUGUAAGGAUGUAGGAUGUGAUUACAAUCUUGGUAGCGGAAGAAGAUUGGAUCGUUGUAAAGUGUGUGGAGGGGAUGGCAGCUCAUGUGCACUGAAUAUUUUCAACUACACCAAAGCUUAUCGCGGAUAUGGGUAUGAGAAAGCAGAUGUAAUGGUGACAUUACCAGUACAUUCAACGAACGUGGUUGCAGUACAGAAAGAUAUAUCCUACAAUAUGAUAGGAAUCCAAAACAUAGAAGGUGAAUACAUGAUUCAACCUCCCUCGUGGAGUAAAACAAUCGAAGCAGCCGGCACCACCAUUACAUACAUCCACGAAGAUAAUAAAUAUGCAGAUAGGAUAUAUAUACCUGGACCAAUAAAAUACGAGUUGAAUCUGGUGUUCAUCUUUCUUUAUGAAGCGAACCAAUUAGGUGUGGAUAUCUCUUACUAUGCCCCCACUGUAGGACUUACUUCGAACGUAACCGAUUUUGAAUGGACAGUUUCUGUUUGGUCAACUUGUUCACGAUCUUGUGCUGGAGGGUUGAGCGUAAGAAGUGUUCGAUGUGUUCGCAAAGACGAUAAAACAGACGUUGGCUACGAAAACUGUGAUGGAAUAACCACGCCUGCUGCUAUACAAUCUUGCAAUACACAGCCAUGUCCACCCGAAUGGUAUAUCUCUGCCUGGGAAACUUGUUCCUUGUCGUGUGGGAAAGGCUUUCAGCAAAGAAGUGUGGUUUGUCGUCAGAAAAUGGCCGAAAAUGAUUGGAGAACAGUCAGUAAUGAAACAUUGUGUCUGGAGACCAAGCCUGUUGUCUCGCCAACGGAGAGAAACUGCAAUAAAAUCAAUUGUCCACCAGAAUAUGUCGCAGGACAAUGGUCUAAGUGUUCCACAACAUGCAGUCCUGGAGUCAUGACAAGAAAACUGAGUUGUCAAAGAAGAACAGCCACUGGUACAACUGAACUACUUCCUGAGUUACGGUGUCAAGAAUACGGAUCAAUGAAAUUAUCCACCACACAAGAAUGUAAUACUGAUUCCCCUUGUGAACCACCGCCACAAUAUGAAAUCGGCUGUUUUCAACUCGAUGAAGAAAUCUUCCCCAGUAUAUUGGCAAACUUCAAGGAAACCUUAGAUUAUGAGAACAUCCUCGAGACUGCUCGUUCCUGUGCUAAAUUAGCAUUUCAUCAAAACAAGAGAUACUUUGGUCUGGCAAACGAGGGAGAAUGUCGUGUUGGACCUGAUGAUGUUCAGGCAAACAUUUUUAAGCCCAAAACAUCAAGUCAGUGUUCAUCAUCUGUAGGGAAAACCGGUGCUAUAUACCUCUACACCCUGGAUCAAAUGCCUAGUUUCACUCCGAUGGGAUGCUAUGAAGAUAGCUAUUACGAGCGAGCCAUGCCGGUGCUCUACAAGAAUUUCCGGGAUCAGAUAAACUGGUAUCUCAUGGAGAGAACUGUCAAUCAGUGUGCUCGGGUGGCCUAUCAUAGUGGCUACGAAUACUUUGGAGUGCAGUUCUAUGGCGAGUGUUGGUCUGGAGUUACAGCAAAUGAAACAUACGACAAAUAUGGUGAAAGCGACUCGUGCUGGAAGGGGGUUGGCAAACACUUCGCAAACUUCGUGUACAAAUUGAAUUAAACAAAUGUUGUUACCAUUCACGUAAAAAUAUUCUGGCUGUAAACAGCAAUAAAAUUAUUCAGUGUGUUCAAAAUAAUAAAACUAUAGCUAUACCUCAAAUGAUCAAAUCGUAAAAUCGUAUGCUUUGUACUGCCAGAUUUUGUCAAAACUUCAUUGCAGUCAACAAUCUCUUGGAAACACUACAUAAACAUGCAUGCAAUUCUCAAGCAGUAUU
This is a messenger RNA of Dendronephthya gigantea, 3983 nucleotides long. Its product is annotated as A disintegrin and metalloproteinase with thrombospondin motifs 18-like. NCBI's taxonomy places the organism in Eukaryota, Metazoa, Cnidaria, Anthozoa, Malacalcyonacea, Nephtheidae. Gene Ontology annotation, biological process: extracellular matrix organization; proteolysis. The transcript has 26 exons. Bases 209 to 3769 code for a protein of 1186 amino acids. Gene Ontology annotation, cellular component: extracellular matrix. The record is from RefSeq and is a predicted model, not a curated record. Gene Ontology annotation, molecular function: metalloendopeptidase activity.